Nematolebias whitei (Rio pearlfish) is the source of this 2328-nucleotide messenger RNA. RefSeq names its product protein disulfide isomerase family A, member 4 (gene pdia4). NCBI's taxonomy places the organism in Eukaryota, Metazoa, Chordata, Actinopteri, Cyprinodontiformes, Rivulidae. Gene Ontology annotation, molecular function: protein disulfide isomerase activity. The record is from RefSeq and is a predicted model, not a curated record. The coding region runs from base 197 to 2116 and encodes 639 amino acids. Gene Ontology annotation, cellular component: endoplasmic reticulum lumen; endoplasmic reticulum; cell surface. The transcript is spliced from 10 exons. Gene Ontology annotation, biological process: response to endoplasmic reticulum stress; protein folding.
GAGGAGGCGCGGUUUGUGUCCGCUCGGAGUGUUUGUAUGAAGCCGCAAGCUGCAGGUUUGCACAGUAAUACGUCAGUAUUUGAUCCGGACAGCGGGUCUGCGGCACAGGGAGCCUCUUGAUGACAUUCAUCAGCGUUAAGUUAACGGUUAGUUAAAACGGUUACUCCGGAGCUGCACGUCGUUUGACGCGGGGACGAUGAAGAAGGUCGCUUUGUUGCUAAUUGCGCUGCUCGGCGUUGCACUUUUCGCGACUGUUGGCAGAUGUGAAGACGAUGCUGCAGAGGACGAAGAGAAGGCUGCUGAAGAGGACAGUGAUGAGGAUGAGGAUGAAGAGGAUGAGGAUGACACAGAGGUGAAGGAAGAGAACGGGGUUCUGGUUCUCAAAGACAGCAACUUUGACACCUUCAUAGAGGGAAAAGACACCGUUCUGAUUGAGUUCUACGCACCAUGGUGUGGCCACUGCAAGCAGUUUGCCCCAGAGUAUGAGAAGAUUGCUCAGACUCUGAAGGAGCAUGACCCCCCCAUACCCGUAGCCAAAGUGGACGCUACGGUAGCCAGCUCUGUGGCGAGCAGGUUCGACGUGUCCGGAUACCCCACUAUUAAGAUCCUGAAAAAUGGCGAGCCGGUGGACUACGAAGGAGCACGAACAGAGAAGGCCAUUGUGGAGCGGGUGAAGGAGGUGUCUCAGCCAGACUGGAAGCCGCCUCCUGAGGCCACGCUUGUGCUGACGAAGGACAACUUCGAUGACACCGUUAAUAAUGCAGAGCUCAUCCUGGUGGAGUUCUACGCUCCAUGGUGUGGACACUGCAAGCGUCUGGCUCCAGAGUAUGAGAAGGCUGCAAAGGAGUUAAGUCAGCGCUCUCCUCCCAUUCCUCUGGCCAAGGUGGACGCCACAGUAGAGCCGGAUAUUGCCUCGCGCUUUGAGGUCACUGGCUAUCCCACCCUGAAGAUCUUCAGAAAGGGCAAGAUGUUUGAGUACAACGGACCCAUGGAGAAGCAUGGUAUUGUGGACUACAUGAGUGAGCAGGCAGGGCCCCCCUCUAAGCAGGUCCAGGCAGUGAAGCAGGUCCAGGAGCUCAUCAAGGAUGGCGAUGAUGCCGUCAUAGUUGGUGUGUUCUCCAGUGAGCAGGACUCAGCCUACGAGCUCUACAUCGAGGCCUGUAAUGCACUGAGGGAGGACUUCACCUUCCGUCACUCCUUCAGCGCCGAAGUGGCCAAACUGUUGAAGGCGUCUCCCGGUCAGAUCGUCAUUGUUCAUCCAGAGAAGUUUCACUCAAAGCACGAACCAGCAUCUCAGAAACUUUCAGUCAAGGAAACCACGUCUUUAUCAGAAGUUCAAGAAUUCUUCAAAAAGCAUUCCAUUCCUCUGGUUGGACACAGAAAACCCAGCAAUGAUGCUAAACGCUAUGCCAAAAGACCCCUGGUGGUCGUGUAUUACGGCGUUGACUUCAGCUUUGACUACAGAGUUGCUACACAGUUCUGGAGGUCCAAGGUGCUCGACGUGGCCAAAGAUUUCCCAGAGUACACGUUUGCCAUCGCUGAUGAGGAAGACUAUGCUGAUGAGCUGAAGAGUCUAGGGCUGAGUGAGAGUGGAGAGGAGGUGAAUGUUGGCAUUUUGGCAGAUGGAGGUAAAAAGUUUGCCAUGGAGCCAGAGGAGUUUGACUCGGAGGUGCUGAGAGACUUUGUCCUCGCUUUUAAGAAAGGAAAGCUCACGGCCAUCAUCAAGUCCCAGCCGGUGCCAAAGAACAACAAGGGUCCAGUCAAAGUCGUGGUGGGAAAGACCUUUGACGACAUCGUCAUGGACACGGAGAAGGACGUCCUGAUCGAGUUUUACGCCCCCUGGUGCGGCCACUGCAAGAAACUGGAGCCCGAUUAUGUGGCCCUAGGCAAAAAGUACAAGAACGAGAAGAACCUGGUGAUCGCCAAGAUGGACGCCACCGCCAACGACGUGCCAAAUGAUAACUACAAGGUGGAAGGCUUCCCUACGAUAUACUUUGCACCAAGUAACAGUAAGCAGAAUCCAGUAAAGCUGGAAGGGGGAGACAGAACAGUGGAGGGGCUCAGCACGUUCUUGGAAAAACACGCCACGAAGCUACAGCAGAGAGAUGAACUCUGAGACCUUCGUCUCCGUACGGAGCUGAGAACUCUAACCGCGUUCAGCCGGAGUCUCUGGACGCUGCGUGGGAAGGCAACGGGAGCGCAGCGGGUUUAAAACUGGUGUUACUGACAAAAAGUUUUAGUUUCUGUUCGUUCCGAGAGAUUCAGCUUCUGUUUCUGAAAGCAUGUAAAAGCUCUGCUGACGAUUUUUAAAUAAAAACUGAAAAUGGU